AUGUCUCGAGAGGGAUCCCAGUCACCUCCAAGGAAGUCCCUAAUUGCAUCGAGUGCCAUGUACUCUGCCAAUGGAUCACCAACUCCAGGCUCGGCAUCUUCAGAUAGAAUACAAGCAUUAACAACAUCGUCUAGUCGGCCCAGUUCGGUUUUCGAGACUAGGAAUGUCAUAUCACCACGACAAUUAGCGAAACAUGCUGUUGUCAAGAAUACUAGAGAACUUUUGUCUUCGAUCAGUACUGUGACAAAGAAUAGAACUGGGUCUGUCCUUGGACGUCAACUUAUUCUGAAAUCGGAUCAUUUUGAUACUGCUUUAAACACUCAACUCGAGUUCUACUUACAAGGAGCUCCCAAUUUCAGAUUCACUGAUCUCAAUAUAUACGGAGUCGCUCAACCUACCGUGUCAGGUGUAUCGACCGUCUUGACACUCCUGAACUGUCAUCCUACCGGUGAUCCAACUGCUUCUGCUAUAUGGUUUUCGGCUAGAGAAGAGCCUCUUGUAUAUAUCGCUCGCAAGCCAUUCGUGCUCAGAGAAGAAGAGUCGCCGUUACAAAAUAUCAAGUCGUAUCAAGGAAUCAGUAUAUCGAGACUAGAACAAAUGGAAGUACGAUUGAAAGAGGAUGUCAUUCGGGAAGCUACAAAGUACAAUCAGAUGAUUCUUGUUCAUGAUGAACUAGAUAACGGACGAGUAGUCCCAUCAUGGAUGUCAGCAGAUAUAGUGCAAACGCCACGAGAAGUGUUUAAUUCCUUUUGUGAAUAUGGAUAUCGUGUGCAGUAUAUUCGUAUACCAGUCAGUCCCGAACAAGCACCUGAAGAUCGAUACUUGGAUGAAUAUGUCAAUGCUAUCAAGAAUAGCAAGACUUCUGAAGCUCUUGUCUUUAAUUGCGGGAUGGGUGUCGGUAGAACAACAUUCGCAAUGGUCAUGGCUACACUAGUUCGGAGAGGACAGCAUCUAGCAGAAGGCAAAGAAGAUCCGGUUCCCAUUGGUGGUGUGACUCUCAAAGGAGGAUCUGAUGGAUCAUCGGACCUGUUGGUUGACAAUGAUGAUUUCCAAAAGACUCGUGCUGUACUCAAGUUGAUGUAUAUUCUCGAAAGGGGUCUUGAGGGCAAGAUUGGUAUGAGAUCCACUGUCGAUCGAGUCCUUGCUAGGCCAGCAGUCAUUGACGACCUGAAGAAUGCUGUGCUGGGGAACUAUCAAGUCGUGUUACAGUUAGCUAGUGUGUUGCAACAAGGCGCGAGAACGAAAAGAGUGUUGGAUGAAGUUGUUAACCAAUGCGAUGUCAUGAUUAAUUUACGGGAAGUGAUAUUGAUGCAUCGUGUUGCAUAUGCCAGUACCGGUGAUCCCGUCAUGUUGGAGAAAGCAUUAGGUUGUUUGGAACGAUACUUUUUCUUAUUGGCAUUUGCCUCAUAUGUGAAUGAAAACUCGAGCGAUGGAUUCCAAACACCGUUUAGUAUUUGGCUUGGAGCUCGACCUGAGAUCUUCAGAAUGCUUGAAGGCAUGAGACGUAAAGGACCCAGACUGUAUUUGUUUAGACCCGUCGAAGAUUUGGGUGUCUUGUCUGAAUCUGUCACUCCUUCUUCAAAGCUGUUGCGUACUUCCACUCAUCAAGGUGGUGAACGUACGCAAGAGAAUGAAGCGGAGAAGUAUGUCAUCAAGUCACGACAAGGAACAGUAUUGGUACCCAACACAAUUCUCAAAAUGGACUUUUGGUCAUCUUCAAGUUCGUCUACGAAUGUUAUUGAAGGAGCUGCCAACUUCAGGAGGAUCGCCACACAAAAUAUAUAUGGAGUUGCCCAACCUACUGUUCAUGGAAUGGAGAAUGUCAUGGCCAAUUUGAAGCAGACUGAUCCAUCACUGACUGCUGUGAUAUGGUUGAAUCUUCGAGAGGAACCUUUGGUGUAUUGCAAUGGUAUCCCAUACGUCUUACGAGAUCGCUACCUCACACUCCGAAACAUUCGUUCAUACUCUGGCAUAACCGGAGAACGUCUCGAACUAAUGGAAGUUCGACUUAAACAAGACGUCCUUCAAGAACUCGACAAUUACGAUAAUCGGAUUCUCCUACAUGCUGAAACACCGGAUGCACAAGUUGUCCCUGUAUGGGAAGACUGUACUGCCGAACACGUACAAACAUUACGAGAAGUCAUUGAUGAAUUGAAACAUGAGGGUCAUCCCCUUGAAUACAAUCGGGUGCCUAUGACUGCUGAGACUGCUCCCGAUGAGUCUGAUUUGGAUACGCUGUUGCAGUUAUUGACUAGGAGGGCUACUAGGACUAGCGCUAUUGUUGUCAACUGUCAAAUUGGACAAGGUCGCUCGACAGUCGGAACAGCGGUGGCAUCCUUGGUAAUGCACUGGCUGAACAAUACCAAACCGUCUCAUUACGACGCCAUGCCACCAAAUGCCAAACCACGAAUCAAUUACCAAAUCAUACACUCGCUUUUACGGGUCAUUCGUAAUGGUCUGGAAUGUAAAAACAUGGUGGAUUCCGUCAUUGAUGAUUGUGGACAAUUCAUGAAUAUUCGUGAUUCGAUUGAACAGUGUCGUUUACAAGCUGAGAAUGAGUCUGAUAAGGAUUUGAAAAAGAGGGCGGUUCGCCGUGGGUUGUUGAAUCUGAAGAGAUAUUUCAUUUUGAUUCUAUUUCAAUGCUACCUGGAUCAAAAUCGUCUCGAUCACGUUACUCAAAGGAAUGAAUCAUUCAAGUUAUGGAUGGAUCGACAUCCUGAAUUUGCAACUAUACGAGAAGAUUUUGAGAAUGCUGAUAUUCAAGCUCUUGUGCCUGUUGAAAAGUUGGCGCCUGGUGACGGAGUGGCGCUGACAAAUGAAGUCCUGAAAGUGGUUAAUUCACGAAAUGGACAAGUGUUGGCUCAGCAGACUAUAUUGAAACAUGAUAUGUUCCCUGGAUGUCAGAAGCUGUCCUUGUCUGAGAGAAUUGAAGGUUCUCCCAACUUCCGUUGCAUAUCCCUAUCAACAGUCAAAUCCCUCGCAACAUUUGGCAACUCUGUUAUCGGGUCGCCAAAUCCUGCCACUACACCCAUCGCAUCAUCAUUCCAUGCUUCUGCUAUGAUGGGAUCAUCUAUAACAGCAUUGAAUGCGCCCAUGUUGGACAAGGCUGGUGAAGGACCGUUCGUGUAUGGUGUUGCUAUGCCUACCAAAGAUGCUAUUAGACGAGUGCUGAGUCGUAUCGAUGCUGGACCUGGUGGUUCGAGAUACCUGUUGUGGACCUGUCUGAGGGAGGAACCUGUUUUAUAUGUGAAUGGUCGGCCAUAUGUUUUGAGAUUGUUUCAGGAGCCUCUCAAGAAUUUGGAAGCAACUGGCAUAUCGCGACUUCGAGUUGAAAGAAUGGAACAUCAAAUGAAGUUGGAUGCCAUCGCUGAUUCCAGGCGAUAUGGAGGACGUCUUCUAUUGCAUGAAGAGGAAGGAGAUGCUAAAACUUACUCCAUUGUGCCUGUUUGGGAAACAGUCAAGGAACAAGACAUCCAAACACCCAUGGAAGUUUUCAAGAGCAUAGAAAACGAAGGAUUCCAUGUCAACUACCUUCGUAUACCGAUAACAGAUGAACAAGCACCCAUUCCAAACGUAUUUGACGAAAUGGUUGAACGGCUGAUGGGUGUCCAAGGCAACACUGAUGCCAUGUUCAACUGUCAAAUGGGUCGAGGACGUACCACAACCGGUACCGUGAUCGCAUGUCUCAUGGAAAUGAUUGUGGGCAACGAUAAAGUACUGCUGAAUGCCUCUUAUAUUGAUGAAGCUGACAUGAUGUCUGAAUCGAUUGAUAAGUCUGACACGAGUGCUGGUGGAUUGUCGCCAUCUAUGAAGAGAUAUCAAAAUGGAGAGUAUAAGAUGGUGCUGCAACUUAUUGGAGUUUUGGCUUAUGGGAAAUUGAGUAAGAGGUUGACGGAUAAGGCACUUGAUGCCUGUGAUCAUAUACAGAAUCUGAGGGUUGCGAUUUUGGAUUACAAGUUGAGAGUUGAAGCCCUUGAUCCCAAGUCUCCAAAAUAUGCUCAGUUGAGAGAUGUUGGAUUGAACUAUCUAGUACGAUACUUUUUCCUGCUAUGCUUUGCAGACUAUCUAUUAGAAGAAGCUACUCAAGUUGACCGUACCUUGGCUACACAAACACGACCCUCAGCCCUCUUCGACCAUGACGAUGAGGAGGACGAUGACGACCUAGAAGAAGAAGAUGAGGACCAUACAGGAUCUGCCAUGACGAGUGCCGGAUACUGGAAUAUAACAGGAAACAACAAUAAUGGCAGUAGAGGUGAUACACCACAACCUGGAAAAGCACCACCGAUCGAUAUGGCUAGUUCUUUUGAAGAACAUUUUAGAUCACAAGAACGAUUGUCUGUUGCUAUAAACCCGUUGACUCGACCACGCAUAACGUUUAGUGAAUGGUUGCGUGAGAGACGGGAGAUUUUAAAUAUUGUUAGGAAGCAUAAUCAAACUUUGGACUAA
Molecule: messenger RNA, 4446 nt
Organism: Synchytrium microbalum
Lineage: Eukaryota; Fungi; Chytridiomycota; Chytridiomycetes; Synchytriales; Synchytriaceae
Exons: 24
Coding region: 1-4446 (1481 amino acids)
Source: RefSeq, a predicted model, not a curated record